Molecule: messenger RNA, 1356 nt
Organism: Saprolegnia diclina VS20
Lineage: Eukaryota; Oomycota; Saprolegniomycetes; Saprolegniales; Saprolegniaceae
Exons: 3
Coding region: 1-1356 (451 amino acids)
Biological process (GO): regulation of transcription by RNA polymerase II
Cellular component (GO): CCAAT-binding factor complex
Molecular function (GO): DNA-binding transcription activator activity, RNA polymerase II-specific; RNA polymerase II cis-regulatory region sequence-specific DNA binding; protein heterodimerization activity
Source: RefSeq, a predicted model, not a curated record
AUGGAGUCGGCGCCGGUCCCGAGCUACAACGGCGCAGGUCGGUCGUCGCCGGCGGCUAGCCAUCCGUCGCGCCCCACGCCGACGCCAGUGCACGUACCUACGUUGGCCGAUGCGCCGACGCGGGUACGCACGACGCCGACCGACCGCAGCAACAAGGCGACGGCCGCGCUCGGGCUGGACUCGAACGACGACUUUGGCACGUCCGAGCUCUUGAACCUCCUGUACGCGUUCCACAACGCCAGCACGGCAGAUGAAGUCGUGCUCGUGCUGCAAGCGCUCUUUGGCUGGUUCCAGGCGCAGACGUUCCAUCCGACGCUGACGCCGCCGGAAGCCACAGGUCCGUUCCUGCCGAUCCAAAUGCUGCGGGAGGCCAAGAACGAGUUUGUACAAUGUGCACAGAUAAAGCAGAGCCGGCAGCCGUACGUGUGGACGAACGUCGUUGCGAAGCAGUAUGCGAUCAUCCUACAGCACCUCCUCGUGGCCAUUCAAGCCCAAGCGCAGAUCCGCGCCCCGUCCGCGACGCCGCCCUCGCACGCACUCCAGAGCCAGCUCCACAAUAGCAUUCACGAAGCACAUGCGCAGUACUCCAAGCAGCAACAAAGCCGACAAGCGACGCCGCAGCAACACGCCGUGCACUCGUCGGCCUCGUCGCUGGCGACACCACCCGUCCACGCGCCCAGCACCAGCGCUCAAGCACCAACGCCGACCAACAACACCCCGCGAAAGCUCGACUUUGGUCCAACGCUAUCCGCGUCCUCCUCGUCGCUCGUGGUCAAGGUGCCCAAGAAGAAGGCGCUCGAGCCUAAGCCCAAGGCAGCGCAAGCAGUCAGCGCAACCGCGCCGCGUCCAUCCGGGCCCAUUAGCGAAAGCCCUUUCUUUGUCGACAUGACAAUGCGGUCCGCGACGCCCGGCGCCGACGACGACCAUCUGUACAUCCCGGUGCGCAACAUCAACAAGGUCAUGAAGGCCGCGCUCCCAAAAGAGUCCAAGGUCAAGAUCGCCGAGGACGCCAAAGAGCUCAUGCAAGAGUGUGUGACCGAGUUUCUCCUCUACUUGACGAGCGAGACGCGGGACCAAGCGAUCAUCAACAAGCGCGGCAAAACGACGCUGACAGGCUCGGACGCGCUACGAGCACUGUACAACCUCGGCUUUACGCCCUAUGGUGAUAUCCUCGGGCUGUACAACGACAAGAUCAAGGUUAUCCAGGAAGAGGCCGCCAAAGUCAAGAUCGAGAAGCGCGCCGCCAAGAGCCAACCGACGAUGCCGACAGCAACACCCAGUGCGUCGCCCGCCACCGACCUCGUCAAGAACGAGCACCUUAUAGCUAGCAGUAGUAGUCGACCGUCGACGCAGUGA